AUGGCGUCCGAGCUUCCGCCAGCACAGCGAGCUUCCUACUCCGCCAUCAUCGACGACAUCCUCUCGGCUUCCGACCUUGACACCAUCUCCGCCAAGGCCAUACGGAAGGGUCUCCAAGCCAAGGUCGACUAUGACUUGUCCCAGCAAAAGGACUCCAUCACCGAGCUCAUUAUGGAGCGCUUCAACAAAGUCCAACGUGAGCGCGAAGCCGGCGCAUCCGAUGGCGCAGUCGAGCCAGCACCCACUACAAAUGGCACCGCACACGCCAAGCACUCCCAUACUGGAACUACCAAUGGCGAGGUCUCACGAGCAGUCAAGCGCAAAGUCGAAGAUGUGGACGAGGACGACGACCAACCCGCCCCACGACCGAUGAAAGUGAAGAAGGAACCCAAACCCGAAGCCGAGAGUGACGAACAAAUCGCCCGCCGUUUGCAAGCCGAAUACUCCAAAGGCGCCGGCCGCUCAACCCGAGGUGGCGGCGCUCCCUCUCAACCUUCCAAGAAGGUUCUCGGCGCGAAGAAAGAGAAGAAACCCAAGAAGAAGUCCGCAACCAAGAUACACUCCGACGACGACUCCGAUGUCAACACCUCCUCAGCGACAGAGAAGACAGCAUCAAAAGGUGGCUUCAACAAGCUCCUUAACCUCUCCGAACCACUGCAGGCGCUGCUGGGCGAGACGCAACUGUCAAGACCGCAGACGGUGAAGCGCAUAUGGGCAUAUGUGAAAGAGCGGGAGUUGCAGGACCCAAGCGACAAGCGCGAAAUACGGUGCGAUGAGCUGAUGAGGGGCGUGUUCAAAAGUGAGAGGGUCAACAUGUUCAAGAUGAACAAAGUGCUUGCGCAGCACUUCUUUCCGAUAGAGGAGGCGUAG
Molecule: messenger RNA, 870 nt
Organism: Baudoinia panamericana UAMH 10762
Lineage: Eukaryota; Fungi; Ascomycota; Dothideomycetes; Mycosphaerellales; Teratosphaeriaceae
Exons: 3
Coding region: 1-870 (289 amino acids)
Biological process (GO): transcription initiation at RNA polymerase I promoter; nucleolar large rRNA transcription by RNA polymerase I
Cellular component (GO): RNA polymerase I upstream activating factor complex; nucleus
Molecular function (GO): RNA polymerase I cis-regulatory region sequence-specific DNA binding
Source: RefSeq, a predicted model, not a curated record